Messenger RNA from Oncorhynchus kisutch (coho salmon), 1107 nucleotides. Its product is annotated as synaptosomal-associated protein 25-B-like. Gene Ontology annotation, molecular function: syntaxin-1 binding; voltage-gated potassium channel activity; SNAP receptor activity. The record is from RefSeq and is a predicted model, not a curated record. Gene Ontology annotation, biological process: exocytosis; synaptic vesicle fusion to presynaptic active zone membrane; synaptic vesicle priming. The coding region runs from base 173 to 802 and encodes 209 amino acids. NCBI's taxonomy places the organism in Eukaryota, Metazoa, Chordata, Actinopteri, Salmoniformes, Salmonidae. Gene Ontology annotation, cellular component: synaptobrevin 2-SNAP-25-syntaxin-1a-complexin I complex; plasma membrane. The transcript is spliced from 9 exons.
CAAUCCUUUUGAUGCGAGGCAGCAGUAGGAACUAGAAGGUGGGGGUAGCACCAAGGAGACAUUUUCCAGUCCUGAACUGACGACGGUCCACUGAAAACAACUUCAGUUUUUACAAUAGCAGCCACUUUUCUCAUUGUUUGGAGGCCGACGCCCAUCUCACAACCCAAAAGCCAUGGCAGAUGAAGCGGACAUGCGCAAUGAGCUGGAAAACCUGCAGACAAAGGCGGACCAGAUAGCUGAUGAGGGUGAACGUGUGGCGUCUGAGUCGCUGGAGAGCACUCGGCGUAUGCUGGCCAUGGUUGAGGAGAGUAAAGAUGCUGGUAUCAGGACUCUGGUUAUGCUGGAUGAGCAGGGAGAGCAACUGGAGCGGAUCGAGGAGGGGAUGGACCAGAUCAAUAAGGACAUGAAGGACGCAGAAAAGAAUUUGAACAAUCUAGGGUCUCUCUGUGGUCUUUGUUCAUGUCCCUGUAACAAGAUAAAGGGUGGGGGCCAGGCGUGGGGGGCCAACCAGGAUGGAGUAGUGAACAGUCAGCCAGGGGCCCGUGUGGUGGACGAACGUGAACAGAUGGCAAUCAGUGGGGGCUUCAUCCGCAGGGUAACAGACGAUGCCCGGGAGAAUGAGAUGGAUGAGAACCUGGAGCAGGUGGGCGGGAUCAUCGGUAACCUGCGUCACAUGGCCCUGGACAUGGGCAACGAGAUCGACACCCAGAACCGGCAGAUCGACAGGAUCAUGGACAAGGCUGAUUCCAACAAGACCAGGAUUGAUGAAGCCAACCAGCGCGCCACGAAGAUGUUAGGCUAAGCUGCAGCGACAAGUGCUUUAAACCCCCCCCCCGUCACCCCCGUCACCCCUGCACCCCUCUCAAGCAUGUCAUGGGGUGGUGCGAACAUGCUUUUAUCAUGGGACUUUUGCUGCGUUCAUAACCAAGUGGGAAGGUGGUAUUUACCACAUAGGACUGGAGAAAAAAUCCGCUUGAACGCCCCUCCAACUGGUAAUUACUAGUGGGAAACACGUCUAUCAUCCCUGAGCUCCCACAUGGUGACCUCUUGAGGUCACCUACUAAGGAAAUUGCCUCUAUAACAGCAUUUUAAGGCAGUUAAAUGUAA